UAUAAGGUAACAAAGCAAACAGGAGUUUUUUUUGUGUGCAGAUGUGUGUGUCUUGCGAUGGGGGCGUGUCGACACACCGUUAAGGUCCUUCAGUCCAUCCAAAACUCCAGAAUAAUCCUGCUGCAUCGUGAACGUAAAACGAAGAACUAAGAAACAUCCUUACUUCCAAUGGCAGUGACGGCCUUAGAUUCAGGGGUUUUGGAGAAGUAGAGUACUUGUGUAACAGUACAACUUUAGACCGUCCCCUCGCCCAUACCCGGGCGCGAACCAGGGACCCUCUGCACACAUCAACAACAGUCACCCACGAAGCAUCGUUACCAAGUUGACAAGUGACGUGACCGACUGAAACGCUAUUUAGCGCGUACCUCCGCUGGCGAGCUAGCUAUUUCACAUCCGUUACACUUGGAACAUGGAAGUCGUUGAGCAGGAGUCUGAGGAGGCGUUUACAGGAUGGGUAAACGAUGGUAGGUGGGUGGUGAGUUAUCUCAAUACCAAAUCAUUUCUGGGUAAAAAAAAAUAAGCAGGGGCGCAACUUUGGUUUUAGAAGUGGUGGGGGGGGGGGACAUCACUUUUUAAUUACUAUUACUUAUUAUUACUUAAAACACUCCAAAUAGCCGACCCGACCACUCAGAGGUGUCCACAUGGUCCUAAAGCACACCGUUGCCUCAAUUAAAACUAGCGUCUUAGCAAAGAGCAAUUUCACAAGAAAGAAUUUUGCUCGGACUCUGGGAGUGGUCUGAGUGGAUGGGAAAACUGAAAACUAGCUGUUAUUGGCAGAGAGGUUUGGAACUCUCUUUCUUAUUGGUCUAUUAACUAAUUUACUGCAAGGUGAUGUCACAGUGGAACGCCAAAACUCCAUCCCACCAAAACAGGCUGAAAUGUCUGUUCUUUUCAAACAGCUCUUACACUAAAUGGGCAUUAUCAUAAUGUUCAUGAGUUCACAGUAUUACUUCAACCUCAUAGUGUGGAAAUAUACACUGCUCAAAAAAAUGAAGGGAACACUAAAAUAACACAUCCUAGAUCUGAAUGAAUGAAAUAUUCUUAUUAAAUACUUUUUUCUUUACAGUUGAAUGUGCUGACAACAAAAUCACACAAAAAUUAUCAACGUAAAUCAAAUGUAUCAACCCAUGGAGGUCUGGAUUUGGAGUCACACUCAAAAUUAAAGUGGAAAACCACACUACAGGCUGAUCCAACUUUGAUGUAAUGUCCUUAAAACAAGUCAAAAUGAGGCUCAGUAGUGUGUGUAUGACCUCCCUACAACGCCUGGGCAUGCUCCUGAUGAGGUGGCGGAUGGUCUGUGCCAUCCUGGAUGAGCUGCACUACCUGAGCCACUUGUGUGGGUUGUAGACUCCGUCUCAUGCUGCCACUAGAGUGAAAGCACCGCCAGCAUUCAAAAGUGACCAAAACAUCAGCCAGGAAGCAUAGGAACUGAGAAGUGGUCUGUGGUCCCCACCUGCUGAACCACUCCUUUAUUGGGGGUGUCUUUGCUAAUUGCCUAUAAUUUCCACCUGUUGUCUAUUCCAUUUGCACAACAGCAUGUGAAAUGUAUUGUCAAUCAGUGUUGCUUCCUAAGUGGACAGUUUGAUUUCACAGAAGUGUGAUUGACUUGGAGUUACAUUGUGUUGUUUAAGUGUUCCCUUUAUUUUUUUGAGCAGUGUAUAUGUAUAUAUAUCAAUAUACACACACACACUAAAUAAAAAGGGGCACAGUGCAUUAGGAAUGGACACAGUGAACAAAACAUUAAGAACACCUUCCUAAUAUUGUGUUGCACCCUCUUUUUCCCUCAGAACUGCCUCAAUUCAUCAGGGAAAUGGACUCUACAAGGUGUCGAAAGCGUUCCACAGGGAUGCUGGUCCAUGUUGACUCUAUAAGGUGUCUAAAGCGUUCCACAGGGAUGCUGGUCCAUGAUGACUCUACAAGGUGUCUAAAGCGUUCCACAGGGAUGCUGGCCCAUGUUGACUCUACAAGGUGUGGAAAGCGUUCCACAGGGAUGCUGGCCCAUGUUGACUCUACAAGGUGUGGAAAGCGUUCCACAGGGAUGCUGGCCCAUGUUGACUCUACAAGGUGUGGAAAGCGUUCCACAGGGAUGCUGGCCCAUGUUGACUCUACAAGGUGUGGAAAGCGUUCCACAGGGAUGCUGGCCCAUGUUGACUCUACAAGGUGUGGAAAGCGUUCCACAGGGAUGCUGGCCCAUGUUGACUCUACAAGGUGUGGAAAGCGUUCCACAGGGAUGCUGGCCCAUGUUGACUCUACAAGGUGUGGAAAGCGUUCCACAGGGAUGCUGGCCCAUGUUGACUCUACAAGGUGUCGAAAGCGUUCCACAGGGAUGCUGGUCCAUGUUGACUCUACAAGGUGUCUAAAGCGUUCCACAGGGAUGCUGGUCCAUGUUGACUCUAUAAGGUGUCUAAAGCGUUCCACAGGGAUGCUGGUCCAUGUUGACUCUAUAAGGUGUCUAAAGCGUUCCACAGGGAUGCUGGCCCAUGUUGACUCUAUAAGGUGUCUAAAGCGUUCCACAGGGAUGCUGGUCCAUGUUGACUCUAUAAGGUGUCUAAAGCGUUCCACAGGGAUGCUGGCCCAUGUUGACUCUACAAGGUGUCGAAAGCGUUCCACAGGGAUGCUGGCCCAUGUUGACUCUACAAGGUGUCUAAAGCGUUCCACAGGGAUGCUGGCCCAUGUUGACUCUACAAGGUGUCUAAAGCGUUCCACAGGGAUGCUGGUCCAUGUUGACUCUACAAGGUGUCUAAAGCGUUCCACAGGGAUGCUGGCCCAUGUUGACUCUACAAGGUGUGGAAAGCGUUCCACAGGGAUGCUGGCCCAUGUUGACUCUACAAGGUGUCUAAAGCGUUCCACAGGGAUGCUGGCCCAUGUUGACUCUACAAGGUAUUGAAAGCGUUCCACAGGGAUGCUGGUCCAUGUUGACUCUAUAAGGUGUCUAAAGCGUUCUACAGGGAUGCUGGCCCAUGUUGACUCUACAAGGUGUCCAAAGUGUUCCACAGGGAUGCUGGC
Messenger RNA from Oncorhynchus keta (chum salmon), 3006 nucleotides. RefSeq lists its product as uncharacterized. Bases 1811 to 2887 code for a protein of 358 amino acids. The record is from RefSeq and is a predicted model, not a curated record. The transcript has 10 exons. Lineage: Eukaryota; Metazoa; Chordata; Actinopteri; Salmoniformes; Salmonidae.